Miscanthus lutarioriparius is the source of this 1992-nucleotide messenger RNA. The record is from the annotation of a GenBank genome assembly. NCBI's taxonomy places the organism in Eukaryota, Viridiplantae, Streptophyta, Magnoliopsida, Poales, Poaceae.
AUGGCUGGAUUGUCAGUAUAUUUAAUGGGAGCAAUUUCUGAUGUGCUGGUGGACCUGCGGAAUGAAUGGGCAGUGCAGAGUCUGGUCCUUUUCAGCUUCUCACUGCAGGUUUUCCUGCUCAUGUUCGCUUGGACCCGUCGGAAGAAUGUGGCGACGUUGACAAGGUUACUCCUUUGGCUGGCGUAUCAGCUUGCCGACUCCACAGCCUUGUUCACCCUGGGUCAUAUGGCCAUCAGAGCUCGGUCGCCAGAUGAGCAGCAGCUCAUGGCGUUCUGGGCGCCGUUCCUGCUGGUGCAUCUGGGUGGCCAGGACACCAUCACCGCCUACUCCUUCGAGGACAACGGGCUCUGGCUGCGCCACCUGCAGACUCUCGUCGUGCAGUUCCUAGGUGCGGCCUACGUCCUGUACAAGUACAUCCCAGGCAGUGAGAGGUUGAUCCGGGUGGCGUCCAUCCUCAUGUUCAUCGUGGGUGGUCUCAAGUAUGGGGAGAGGAUCUGGGCACUCCGGAGUGCCAGCAUGGACAGCAUCUGGAGCUCUCUCGACAAUGACAAGUCGGACACGAGUGCCCGCAGGAGCGAAAGCCGCAAGAUUCUCCUGGAGUUGGUGGAUAAGAGGUGGAACCCCCUGGAUGACGAGGACAUCCUGAUGGCAUCACAUGGCCUGCUCGACGUUUGCAAGGGAAUAUUCAUCGGCUCGCAACGAGAACGAGGUGGAGCUGCAGACUGCAUAGAACGCGUCAUGUGGCGCUGCCGGCAGGAACAUCGCCUGGACAUGCUGAUGGAGAUGGAGCUGUCACUGAUGUAUGAUAUCAUGUACACCAAGGCAGCCGUGAUCCACAGCUGGUGGGGUUGCUGCAUCCGCGUGAUCUCGCCGGUCGCCACGGCCAUUGCGUUCCUGCUGUUCCGGAUCACCAGCAAAGGUGGUCACAAGGAGAAGGAUGUCGUCAUCACCUAUGUCUUGCUGGCUGGGGCCUUGCUCCUGGAGACAGCCUCACUGGUCAGGGCGGCAGGGUCGACCUGGACAGCUGCAUUCCUGCAUGCCAAGAAAUGGUGCCAUCUUUACGAGUUUCAGGAUUUCCGCGUCUUCCUAAGGGCUGCAAGCUACAGAAGGUGGUCCGGCACUGUAGGGCAGUACAGUCUGCUGCAGUCCUGGGGCCACGACAUGGCGAAGCCAACCGGCAGCCGAAUGGCAGGGCGGAUGGGGUUGGAGCGCUGGUGGUACCAGUUGUGCCACUCGCGGUCCGACCAGAUCUCAGGCACUACCAAGGAGCUGAUACUGAAAGAGAUAUUCGAGAUGGGCCCUGAUCGCCGCAACGUGAGCUCUCGGCCAGGUUUCCUCGCGCUGCAGCAACACCACCUUCAUACAGAGUUUGGCUGGAGCGUCGAGGAGUCCGAUAUUGAGGGCAGCAUCAUCGCCUGGCAUGUCGCCACAGAUCUGUAUUACCGUGACGCUGACAACAAAGUGGAAGACAUGCUGCAGGCGAGCCUGGAGCUCUCCAGAUACAUGAUGUUCCUCUUUGUGAAGGCAUACACCGAGGCCUGGGACAAGGAACAGGGGGCCAAGGCCAUCACGGAGAAACACCGGCUUGACUGGGUUCUGCGCACCUUCAGGAAGAGCUUCAAGAAAGUACCUCUGAGCCGCCAACAGGUCCGUUUCAUGGAUUCUUUCCUGCCUACUGAGUUUCCCCCAGCAGGUGAUAAUCCUGCGGUAGGAGGAUUUGUCAUUGCCCAAGAGCUCCGCAACCGUCCUGAAGGGCUGAAGGUGAUCUUUGGCGUGUGGGUGGAGAUGCUCUGCUUUGUUGCUAACCAUUGCAGCAGGGAGUCCCAUGCCAGGCAACUCAGCUGUGGUGGCGAACUCGUCACCAUCGCGUGGCUUAUGGCCAAACACGCCAACUUGCCGGCCGUCGCUGCUGCCACAGAAUACCGUCGUCAUACGGUGCCUAGGUGUAAGUACAUACGGCCUUGGUACCCUGACCACCCUGGCUCAAACUAG